ACAGUUCAUGCUUGACUUCAUGUUAUAACAAACAUGGGUUUUAAGUGUAAACUAUUGUUUUUAAUUCUUGUGAUCAGUUAUUCGGUGAUAUUAACAGAAUGCUGCAGAGGUUUAGAAGAUGUCACCCUUACAAUCAAAGACAAAACGGGCAUCUGGUCGAAUCUAACAGUUUCCGCUUGCAUAGAAAGGAAAAUACUCAAUGGACUAACUGCUACUGAAAUAUAUGUAAAAAAUCAGUACCUUCCAACUUUAGGAAAAGAUUUCGUAAGGCACUUAGUAAAACUGCACACAUUAAAAUUCCAAAAUUGUUCAAUAAAGAGCAUAUUACCAGGAGCUUUCAGAAACCUACCAUCUAUAUGGCUAGUAGAAAUUUCUCACAAUCCCAAAUUGACUCUAAUACAAGGAGGUAUAUUCGAUAUUUUUGACACGAUCCACAUAUUGCGAUUAAACAAUAACAACAUCAACACGAUAACCGACGAGGCCUUGUCCAACAUGACUCUUACCGAGGUGGAUUUCAGCUACAACAAUUUCAGCGAAUUCAAUCCCGUGUGGUUCGCGUACUCCCCGCGCAUUAGGCAACUCAAUUUUAGGAACAACCGCAUCACGAAGAUUCCGAAGACAGCCUUCGAAGACAUGAUGGAGUUGGAGACUAUAGAAUUUCAGAACAACAAAAUUUACUACAUCGGUUCCGGGGCGUUCCGCAGAUUGAAAUCAUUGAAAUUAUUGAACUUAUCGAACAACCGACUCAAGUCGAUCGGCGAGAACGUUUUUCCUGGCAAGUUAACCGUGGAAACGCUGAAUAUAGCCGGGAAUUACUUGCACGAUAUCCCUACCGAACUUCUGGAGAAGCUAAUCAUAAGCGAAAUUUACUUGGACUACAAUUACUUCUUCUGCUCCUGUUACAACACGUUCAUGCGGUACUUCGCAGAAAACGAUAUUAAAGUGCGCAAAGAGGCGAAUUGUUACUCGAAUUACUUGCCUGUAUGCCUAGUGUCGGGCACAGCGUGUCAGGAACCGCCGCCCAACACCCCGGAAUCCAGAAAAAUCGAGGAAUUAUCCGAAAAAUUAAAAACAGCCUAUCGAUUAUCCCGCGACAACGAUAAAGACUUCAAAUGUACUUGAGGAAAGGACAGGAAUUAAAUUAUUAAAUGCGACUGUUUAUUUUGUUUUUAUUUUUUUAUGAUAUAUA
Messenger RNA from Phyllotreta striolata, 1189 nucleotides. Lineage: Eukaryota; Metazoa; Arthropoda; Insecta; Coleoptera; Chrysomelidae. The record is from the annotation of a GenBank genome assembly.